GUGAUGAGUCACUGUUACUCGAGUCGGUGACAGGUAUUACGCUUUUAUAUUGAUUAUGUGAGAAUCCGUUCCUUAAUGCGAUUUGAAAUGUUGGAAGGGGUGCCCAGCCUCAUCUGCAGAGGGUGGUAUCCUGCCUAUGCAAACGCAGUUUUCCCUCGACCUCCUGCUCUGACCCGUUAAAAAGAGGCUGGUCGCCUACUGCUCUGAGCUUGGAUCGAACUGUGCCAAUCACGCAAAGAAUGCCGUCUUUCCAGUCACAAAAUGUAAAAGGGUUCACUGGAUCUCUUGUAACUACCUUGAUUAUCCGCCAAGCUUGUCUCUUCGAGCUCUUCCUAGGUUUAGGGGUCGACAAGGUCUCGGCUCAAGAGGCCAAUGUGACUUGUCCCCAUGACUUUCAGUGGGCUUUCAAUUCCCAAGGAAAAUCUCCUUGCAAAGUCGGCUCGGAACUUAUUGCAGUAGGUGCUGGAGGGAAAUGGCUCGUGGGUCCGCUCCCUCCGGGAGGGGAAUACAUCGGCCCGUCGCUAAGUUCAUCGGGUUACUUCCCAAAUGCUUGCCUGUGUUCUUCCGUGGUAUACCAGCUGAUGGCAGCUUGUGGAGCAUGUCAGAACCGCUCAUACACGUCGUAUCCCCUCUGGGGACAUUAUUGCGCUGGCAUUGCGAAUGCAGAGGGUGAAUACCAACCAUCGCUGAUACCCACCGGAACCCUUAUACCUCGAUGGGCCUACAUGAAGCCCUCCGACUUUGCUGGACUCUUCAACUUGGAUGCAGCGAAGACAAUCAGUGAUAGACCCGAAAGCUCUCGAGUGUUUUUACUCAGUAGCACCGCAUCAAGCACUUCCACAGCUUCCAAUGGUGCACAUGGGAGCAGGGGCUCGAACAUCGGUGUGACUGUCGGAGGCGUAAUUGGAGGUGUGAUUGCCCUUGGCCUGGUUGCAGUUGUUGCGAUGUGGAUCUUCAAAAGGAUGAGUUCAGACGGAAGCCCUGCUGUCCACUCGCAGGGACGUUCCGUGUUGCCCGUGGUAAUGGAGACAAACCACGGGCAUGCUCCUCUGUCGCCUGGAUCCCCGGUCUCACGAUAUUCAGCCCAAGGACAUGAUGAUUGACAUGCGGCUCGUCACCCUCCUCGCGGUUCCUGUGGAGGCAGACCACUCUGGGUUGUAGCUUGUGUUUUGGUUGAGGAUUUGGGU
This is a messenger RNA of Cantharellus anzutake, 1187 nucleotides long. RefSeq lists its product as uncharacterized. The transcript has 10 exons. Bases 240 to 1103 code for a protein of 287 amino acids. NCBI's taxonomy places the organism in Eukaryota, Fungi, Basidiomycota, Agaricomycetes, Cantharellales, Hydnaceae. The record is from RefSeq and is a predicted model, not a curated record.